ACCUCCUAGCGGAGAAGCUUUUCUAGUACCUGUUAGUGACGCGUGUGUGGAUUGACACCUAUGUAAACCAUUCAGAAUGUCGAAUAGAUAGGAAGACAUUUAGGGGCGUGAACAUAUUUCCUGUACCUGAUAUUUUGUUGUUGAGAAACUUCAGCGCGUUCAGGAGUCGGCUACAUUGUCAAGGAGCGCGGACACCUGUAAAGUCACUGAAAUAGAGAUGCAGAGGUAUCUGGUGCUCUGUAUGGCCCUGCUGGCCCAGGUCUCUGCUGAUGACUGCCCAGGCGGAGAGGUGUGUGAGGAGGGCAACACCUGCUGCAAGGGCCCCUCCGAUGGCUAUGAAUGUUGCCCAAUGUAUCAGGCUGAGUGCUGUGAGGAUCAUAUCCACUGCUGCCCUGAGGGAACACUCUGCGUUGUGAAUGAGUCCAUGUGUGUGAAUGGAACUGUCUCCCUACCAUGGGUGGAGAGAGUCUCUGCUAAACAGUCCAUAUACGCUAAAUCUUUCAGAAUGAUCAGUGCAUAUGCCGGGGAUGAGGAUGAUAACAUCUGCCCUGACAAGUCCCACUGCCCCGAAGAGUUCUCCUGUCUGAAGGCCACUACAGGCUAUGGUUGCUGUCCUGUUGCUCAUGCUGUGCCUUGCUCUGAUGGGAAACAUUGCUGUCCUGAAGGCCACCAGUGCAGCACAGACUGCAGCUCCUGCAUCAAACAGACAGAGCCUGUUGUUGCAGUGAUGUGCAGUGACAGAGAGUCUGAGUGCCCAGAGGGAACCACAUGCUGUGAGACUCCAGAUGGGAGUUGGGGGUGCUGCCCCAUGCCCAAGGCUGUCUGCUGUGAGGAUAAGAUUCACUGUUGUCCUGAGGGCAGCACCUGCGACAUCAAGCAAUCCAAGUGUAUAUCCACUACCAACAAGGAAAUGCCCAUGUGGGCUAAGUUCCCUGCCCGCAAGAGGGCAGGGUGGGAAAACCAGAAUGAAGUUGCCCAGGUGACAACACCUAUUCCAGACACUACCACCUCAGCCAAUAGGAGUCCUGCUUCUCUUUGGGAGGGUACUUCUCCACCCUUCAUUAGGACAGGAGACGUUCCCUGUGAUGAGUCAACGGCCUGUUUGGAUGGAACCACAUGUUGUAAAACACAGGAAGGAGGAUGGGCAUGCUGUCCUCUGCCACAGGCAGUUUGCUGCAGUGACUUCAUCCACUGCUGCCCACAUGGUAAGAAGUGCAACCUGGCUGCCCAGACGUGUGACGACCCCUCAGGCUCCCCCUCUGAGCCCUGGCUGAAGAAGGUUCCUGCCGUGCCUCGGGGGGGUAAAUUGCCAGGAGAUGUUACCUGUGACCCCACCAACGUGUGUCCCGACAACACCACCUGCUGCAAGACAGCGUCAGGAGGCUGGGCCUGCUGCCCCUUGCCUGAGGCUGUUUGCUGUGAGGACCAUGAGCACUGCUGUCCCCAUGGCACCACCUGUGACCUGGCUGGCCUCACCUGUGAUGGUCCCUCAGGGUCGGAGCCCAUAGUGGGGAAGGUGCCAGCUCUCACAACCCUGGCACCUGAUCAUGAAGAGGCAACCACAGACCAGCAAGGGGUGCAGAUGGAUGACAUGGAGCUGCCUACAGAGGAUGACAAAGACGUUCCCUGUGAUGAGUCAACGGCCUGUUUGGAUGGAACCACAUGUUGUAAAACACAGGAAGGAGGAUGGGCAUGCUGUCCUCUGCCACAGGCAGUUUGCUGCAGUGACUUCAUCCACUGCUGCCCACAUGGUAAGAAGUGCAACCUGGCUGCCCAGACGUGUGACGACCCCUCAGGCUCCCCCUCUGAGCCCUGGCUGAAGAAGGUUCCUGCCGUGCCUCGGGGGGGUAAAUUGCCAGGAGAUGUUACCUGUGACCCCACCAACGUGUGUCCCGACAACACCACCUGCUGCAAGACAGCGUCAGGAGGCUGGGCCUGCUGCCCCUUGCCUGAGGCUGUUUGCUGUGAGGACCACGAACACUGUUGCCCCCAUGGCAGCACCUGUGACCUGGCUACCCUCACCUGUGAUGGCCCCUCAGGGCCAGAGCCCAUGGUGGUGAAGGUGCCCACCCUCACAACCCAGGCACCUGAUCAUGAGGAGGCACCCGCAGACCACCAGGGGGUGCAGAUGGAUGACAUGGAGCUGCCUACAGAGGAUGAUGACAGUGAGGAAGACGAGGAGUUGCACAGGACACAGUGUGACGCCCACACCAGCUGCCCAAAGGCCGCCACCUGCUGCUUUAUGAAGUCCACCCAGAAAUGGGGCUGCUGCCCACUGCCACAGGCAGUGUGCUGUGCUGAUGGAGAGCACUGUUGUCCCAAAGACUACAUAUGUGAUAUGAGCAAGACUUCCUGCUCUAAGGGUGGGGUGGUGAUCCCAUGGUACAACAAGCUGGCAGCUGAGCCAGAUAACAGUGCCCUCACUGCCCCCCUCUCUUUGAGGUGUGACACCCAGAACAGAUGCCCUGAAGGCUCCAGCUGCUGCCAACUUUCCACAGGACAGUGGGGCUGCUGCCCCCUGCGCAAGGCUGUGUGCUGUGCAGAUGAGGAGCACUGCUGUCCACAGGGCUACAGCUGUAACAUGGGCUCAGGGACUUGCCAAAAGCUAAUGUUUCUUCAGUUCCAGACGGUACCCCUAACUCGGGUGUCUGCGCCUGAGCCCCCGACCCCACAGGAGAAGGAAAUCUACUGUGGGGGGCCGUUUGUCUGCAAUAAUGAGGAGACUUGCUGCAAGGUCUCCGCCACUACAUGGGCCUGCUGUCCCGUUCCAAAUGCGGUGUGCUGCAGUGACAUGAAGCACUGCUGCACUACAGGCUACACCUGUGGUGAGGGAGGGUCCUGCACCCAGUCCACUGGCUUCAAAUGGGACCACUGGCAGGUGUUCUUCUCCAACAAGAAGAGAGCCCUGCGUGUGUGACAACAUUGGGCUAGACCCAUCACUCCAACCGUUGGAGUGAUAGGCCCACACUCCACCACCAGACGCAUUGCACUAAUGAAGGGACGCAGGAACUUAAUAAUAUCACUGUUACAGUGUAUCAAAUUGUGUUUUUUUAUAGAGAAAAUAGUGUGAAAAUAGUGUGUGUUACAUAUAUAUAUAUAUAUAUAACACACACUAACACACACUAUACCUACCAAUGGUGCAAAAUAUUACUUAUUUUCCCUUUCAUAUAAAAAUAUAUAUAACACACACUAACACACACUAUACCUACCAAUGGUGCAAAAUAUUACUUAUUUUCCCUUUCAUAUAAAAAUAUAUAUAACACACACUAACACACACUAUACCUACCAAUGGUGCAAAAUAUUACUUAUUUUCCCUUUCAUAUAUAUAUAUAUAUAUAUGAAAGGGAAAUGAAAAUAAGUAAUAUUUUGCACCAUUGGUAGGUGCUUGGAAUGUUACUACGUUUACUUCAAGAGAUACCCAUGCUUGCUCAUGAACAGAAACUAUCAAGGAUCUGAAAUUACUCAAAAUGAGAUACCAAUGUUGAACAAUCUUUUAGGGUUGUGGCUCAGGGAAGGAUUGGAAUGUGAUAAAAACUAGUUGUAAGCUACUAUCAAGAUUGACACAGAGGAGCAAAAAAUGUCAAGAACUUAGUACUGUUUUACAAUGUUUGAUGUUACCUUUUAAACAGGAAGAGUGUUGUUUUUUAGUUGAUCAUGUGAAGUGCAUUGUGCCUCAUAGUUUCAGGUAUACCUUUGAAAUGCCUUUUACAAUAGUCUGCCAUGUGUAGGCCGUCAUUGUAAAUAAGAAUUUGUUCUUAACUGACUUGCCUAGUUAAAUAAAAUAAAUAUGCCACCCUGUGGCUGAACUGAUACUGUCUACUUGGGACAACUUGAAACAUAUAUGUUUUACCUUUUAUUUAACUAGGAAAGUCAGUUUAAAAAAAUCUUAUUUUCAAUGAAGGCCUAGGAACAGUGGGUUUACUGCCUUGUUCAGGGGCAGAACGAAAGAUUGUUACCAUGUCAACUCGGGGAUUCUAUCUGGCAACCUUUCGGUUACUAGUCCAACGCUCUAGCCACUAGGCUACCUGCCGCCCCAUAUGCCCUCCGUCUUGUUACUACCACGUUUUAAGUAAGGGAUGGAUUAUCCCACUUCCUUGUGUUUUAGACGUUAUGCCAUUUUAAAUAGUCCGUAAUGAUUCUGGCUGUUGCUACCAAAGGGAAUUAAUUUGCUGUAAAAUGUGAAUUAAAAAAAUAAGUUGUACACUA
Messenger RNA from Oncorhynchus kisutch (coho salmon), 4206 nucleotides. RefSeq names its product granulin a (gene grna). Gene Ontology annotation, cellular component: extracellular region. Bases 218 to 2917 code for a protein of 899 amino acids. Lineage: Eukaryota; Metazoa; Chordata; Actinopteri; Salmoniformes; Salmonidae. The record is from RefSeq and is a predicted model, not a curated record. The transcript is spliced from 17 exons.